AUGUUGGAAGAUAUUGGAAAGCUACCAAACAUCAAGAGGACAUUGGAGAGGGCUAUAUCACUAAAUGGGUAUAUUUAUAAUUGCUCAGAGCUACUCAACAUGAUGAGGCGGUUUACUGGACAAAGGGAAUUGCUUAGGCCUACUAAGACUCGGUUUGCAACUGCUUUCAUCACAUUAUCGCGAUUGCAUGAACAAAAAAACAAUUUGAGGAAGAUGUUUACAAGCUCAGAUUGGUCAGAUAGUAAACGGGCAAAAGAGCAGAAGGGGAAAACUAUAGCCAACAUAGUUCUAAUGCCUUCAUUUUGGAACACUAUUGUGUUUUACUUAAAGGUUUCGGGUCCCCUAGUUCGUGUGCUUCGUUUGGUUGAUGGUGAAAAAAAAGCUCCUAUGGGAGACAUCUAUGAGGCCAUGAAUAGAGCUAAGGAUGCAAUUGUGAGAAGUUUUAAUGGAAAUGAAGAGAAGUACAAAGAAAUCUUCAACAUCAUUGAUAAGAGGUGGGAGAUUCAGCUUCAUCGGCCUUUGCAUGCAGCAGGGUACUUUUUGAACCCGGAAUUCUUCUAUGAUAAGCUAGAAAUAGAGCAUGAUGCCGAGAUUAUGAGUGAUUUGUAUAAAUGCAUCUUAAGGCUAACAAGAGACCUUGCUAAGCAAGAAAAAGUUGUGGCCGAAGUGAGUUUGUUCACAAAUGCCCAAGGACUAUUUGGGAAUGAGUUAGCUGUUAGGACAAGAAAGACUAGAGCACCAGCUGAAUGGUGGGCUGCAUAUGGAGCUUCAGCUCCAAAUUUGCAAAAGUUUGCAAUGAAAGUCCUCAACUUAACAUGCAGUGCAUCAGGUUGUGAACGAAAUUGGAGCAUCUUUGAAAAUAUUCAUAGCAAGAGGAGAAAUAGGUUAGAUCAUCAACGCUUGAAUGAUUUGGUGUACAUCAAGUAUAAUCGAGCCUUGAAGAGAAGAUACAAUGAACAUGAUUUUGUAUUUGAUGAUGACAAUUUGACAUGGGGUGAUGUUGCUAGAGCUGCUGGAGCUGAGGAGGCCAGUUAUAAAGAAAUAGGGCAAGCUGCAGAGAUCCCUGCCUCAGAUUUAAAGAAAUGCCUGAAGUCUAUGGCUUGUGUUAAGGGAAAGAAUAUUCUCGGGAAGAAGCAAAGGAUGAAGGAGGGCCAAGAAGAAAUUGCCGAAGAUUGGCUUGAGAAGUUGUCAGGCAUGAUGUUGUAUUUCCUAUCAUAUUCUUUGGUCACAUUGAAGUCAGUCCCUCUGGAUCUCGUAAAUGGAUUGAGGGAGAGGUCAUGCAGGCUCUAG
Molecule: messenger RNA, 1290 nt
Organism: Vitis riparia (riverbank grape)
Lineage: Eukaryota; Viridiplantae; Streptophyta; Magnoliopsida; Vitales; Vitaceae
Exons: 5
Coding region: 1-1290 (429 amino acids)
Molecular function (GO): protein dimerization activity
Source: RefSeq, a predicted model, not a curated record